Molecule: messenger RNA, 448 nt
Organism: Serpula lacrymans var. lacrymans S7.9
Lineage: Eukaryota; Fungi; Basidiomycota; Agaricomycetes; Boletales; Serpulaceae
Exons: 4
Coding region: 278-430 (50 amino acids)
Source: RefSeq, a predicted model, not a curated record
CCGCCUUCAAGGAAGGACUUGACCAGACAUUGAGCUUUGUUAUAUAGCUUCGUAUUGUUGCCUGACAUAUAGUGUGUUCCUGUGUGCGCCGGAGUAACUAACUCUUGGUUGUUACACUGGACCCAAUCCAUUAUUUCCCCACCCAAGCGUAAAUGGCCGCAUUCAGUGGUUUCGUCACCAGACGGUUAUUUCAGUGGCCAUUGAUUCGCUAUUCCAAACCUAGGAAAUAUUUGGGUUGGCAUAUGCACUCAAUCUCGAAGCCAAUGACUACCUCAACAUGGAUAGCAUCAUCGCAAUGGCCGCUACUGCACUGUACACCGCUCUUCAAGAUUUCCGUGGUGGGUUCUAUGUUCCAAUUUCAUUCAAAAGUGCUACCUACCGCAAAUUUUACACCGCAUAUCUGACUCAAAUCCGUUCGGACAGGGAAUAAUAUUUAGAGCUGGUACAU